AUGCCACGUCCUCAAUACGUGCGAGACCUGAUUGAAGAGCAGGUCGAUGGCGGCAUGCCUUCAGCCGAUUUUCGGCGCAUGAUGGACUCCGCCAUACCAUACGUGGCGCAGAUGCAGGAGCUUGCCGGAAUCGACGUGAUCUCCGACGGCGAAUGGCGCCGAAAAUCGUACAUCGGCGUGAUAGCCGACAUCUGCAAUGGCUUCGAGCUAUCCAUCAAGGAGGUGCACGGACAGCGCCAGACCUGGCAUGUCGUCACGUCGGAGUUGGAGGUCGUAAACCCCGGACUGCUUGCAACGGAGGCCGGCUUCCUCAAACAGAACACAGACCGGGACGUCAAGGUCGCCAUACCGUCGCCAUACCUCAUAGGCGAGCGGAUGUGGGACCACGAGCUGUCUAAGGCAGCGUAUCCCACUCGGCGGGACUUCACGGAGGCGCUCGUGCCCGUCCUGCGGCAAGAGUUGAUAGCCCUCCGCGACGAAGGGGUCGCGGUCGCCCAGCUCGACGACCCCCACCUGUGCCUGUUCGUCGACCCGAAGGUGCGCGCGGGGUACGACGAUCCUCAAGCCGAGAUGGCCUACUGCGUCGACCUGCUUAACCGGGUCGUCGAUGGCGUUGACGGUGUCCGACUAGCCGUGCACCUCUGCCGUCGGAACAAAGGACGCGCCGGAUGGGUUGGUGAAGGCGGAUACGGACCGAUUCUGCCCGCUCUGUCCGAUCUGCAGGUCGAUAUCCUCAUGCUCGAGUUCGCGAUACCGGCGGCCGGCGACUUCGCCGUCCUGCGGGACUUACCCGAAAGAUUCGACAUCGGUCUGGGAUGCGUCGACUGUCGGAACAGCCACAUCGACACGCCCGGACGAGAUCGCCGACCGCGUCCGGCGGGCUGUCCAAUACAUCGCGCCAGAGCGAAUAUUGCUGCACCCGACUGCGGCUUCGCCGCCGGGGAGCUCGGCAGCCGACAAUCCCCCUCGACGAGGCGUAUUUGA
Geodia barretti is the source of this 984-nucleotide messenger RNA. Lineage: Eukaryota; Metazoa; Porifera; Demospongiae; Tetractinellida; Geodiidae. The record is from the annotation of a GenBank genome assembly.